AUGUUUGCGUCAAAGAUAAGGGGCUUCAUCUGGAAUGAGCUCGUUAUGAGCUCAUUUACUAUCGACAAGGCCGCGAUGAGUCGCCUCCUUGGAGGUGAGCUCUCUCUCCAGUUUCAUCUCUGCUCGGGACUGUGGCGGAACUCUGCUCCCGCGCGGGAUCCGUGAGGAAAUCUCCUAGGAUGCUUAGAUUCUAUGUCAUUUUCAACUAGUUGCGAAUAGAUCGGUCGAAAUAGUUAUUCAACUCUUGCAAACACCGUUGUUUUCAAUAAGCAAUCAGUUUUCCACCUUUUGAAUAUAGGAAUCAAAAUUGAAACUAAAACUCGAGUCUUUUUUCGAAUGCCACAGUCUUGAGCGUCUUCCUGAGUUUAAUGUGAUUUCUUUCGAUAAUACGCCUUUAAUUCAGAAAUAUGAAAAAGUUUUUCCAAGUCAUAAUUAUUUUUGCCUUUACGGCUAUUUUUCUGAAAAUCGCCUUCCCGAAACUUGUUCAUAAGUCAGAAACUGUUUGAAAAAGCAUAAUCACGGUCUAGAUUUUGCCUUAUUUCAUGCCAGAUUUUCAAAGCCUCACCAAAAUAUAUAUCUUCAACAUGCUUUUUUUUUCAGCGAUCACUAUGACUUGCCGGAGAAAGCGAGAUUCUUUGAUUUUGAAGAUUUCAUCGUAUGAGUGCGCAGCUUCUUCUACUGAAGGUGUGUUUCUAAUUAGCACUCUUCUUUUGAUUGAUUAAAAGUUUCAGAGAAGUGUCUUAAGAGGUCGGCGUGGACUUACCCAUCCGAAGACGCGAUCGCACCGCACCUCGACUUCCCUCGAUGCGAUGAUGAAUUGAUUCUCACGAGGCCCUUCUCCCCUUCAAUUCCAUCGAUUGAUGGUAGACUUCAAACAAGAAGCCGGCGCGAUCACCAUUCUCCACGCCACGAUUAUUAA
Caenorhabditis auriculariae is the source of this 919-nucleotide messenger RNA. NCBI's taxonomy places the organism in Eukaryota, Metazoa, Nematoda, Chromadorea, Rhabditida, Rhabditidae. The record is from the annotation of a GenBank genome assembly.